Molecule: messenger RNA, 703 nt
Organism: Trichobilharzia regenti
Lineage: Eukaryota; Metazoa; Platyhelminthes; Trematoda; Strigeidida; Schistosomatidae
Source: the annotation of a GenBank genome assembly
UAAAAGUGAACCUGAUCCAGAGUUGAUUACACAUUCUCUCGCGUUACUUGUCGUAGUGAUAAUGUCCUAUGUCCCGAUAACCACAUAUCGUGUGGACGAAGCACGUGUACCACGUGUUUAUUGUUCAUCAAGUGGGAUUACGUCAGAGAAUCUAUUAUCGGGAUCUGAUAUAGUUGAUUCUUCAACUUCACAAAAUGAUGAAAUGUUUUCAAAAAGAGGUAGACGAUCGACUAUACCGGUGGAGAUUAGAGAAAAAACACGUCGACUUAAAAAACAGAAUAUGGAACGUCGACGACGUGCUUCCAUCUCAGAUAAAAUGAAGGCUUUGCAUAGUUUAGCUAUGGAGGUGAUUGGAAUUAAUCCUGAUGAGAGUCAGAAACUUGAGAAGGUUGAUCUUUUAAAUCUGUGUUACACCGUAUUCGAACGAGUUGCUGAUAUCGCUAAAGAUAAACCUGAACUACAAGCCCGUUUGAAGAAACUACGUCAUAGUUUGUAUGAAGUGACAUCUUCCUGUCCUACCAGGAAUGACAUUCCAUCCUCCUCCUCCUCCGCCUCCUGCCGCUCCUCGUCAUCAUCAUCCUCGACAUCAACAUCACGAUUGACGUCAGUGACGAAGAAACUGGAUGAAUUCACUGAAUCGUUGCAUAAAGUAGCAAUAGCAGCAGGAAAUCGAAAAAAGACUAUGCGUCGUCGUCGUCGGUGA